This is a messenger RNA of Doryrhamphus excisus (bluestripe pipefish), 2031 nucleotides long. It is a transcript of the gene tfg, whose product is annotated as trafficking from ER to golgi regulator. Gene Ontology annotation, molecular function: identical protein binding. Gene Ontology annotation, cellular component: endoplasmic reticulum exit site. Lineage: Eukaryota; Metazoa; Chordata; Actinopteri; Syngnathiformes; Syngnathidae. The record is from RefSeq and is a predicted model, not a curated record. Gene Ontology annotation, biological process: endoplasmic reticulum to Golgi vesicle-mediated transport; COPII vesicle coat assembly.
UAUUGUGCGCGUGCGCGUUGCGACUGCCACGUACUGGUUGACGGCUGAGUGGUCACUUCCUGGUGCGGUUCUUGCUAGGCUAGUAGCAAGCAACCUACUUUAAUUUUUACCCUUGUUUUUUGGUGUGGGGAGCAUAAACCAGGGAUUACAGCGUGGACGUCGGGAGCAGGCGGUAGGAGCUGAAAGAGUUUGGACGGCAAAAUGAACGGCCAGCUCGACUUGAGCGGGAAGCUGAUCAUCAAAGCCCAGCUGGGUGAUGACAUCAGACGCAUCCCCAUCCACAAUGAAGACAUCACUUACGACGAGCUGGUGCUGAUGAUGCAGCGCGUCUUCAGAGGCAAACUGCAGAGCAACGACGAGGUCACCAUCAAAUACAAGGACGAAGAUGAUGACCUCAUCACCAUCUUUGACAGCUCUGACCUCUCCUUUGCAAUCCAGUGCAGUAGAAUUCUCAAACUAACUUUGUUUGUGAAUGGUCAGCCAAGGCCUUUGGAAUCCAGUCAGGUGAAGUACCUGCGCAGGGAGCUCAUCGAGCUGAGGAAUAAAGUCAACACGCUCCUGGAUACCUUGGAGCCUCCCACAGAGCCCGGUGUUGCAGCCACAGUGCCAGAAAGUGAAACAGUUGAUGGACGUGAAGGAAAAGUGGCAACAACAGACUCCAUUGCCAAGCACGUGACACCUGUAAGCGCAGCGAGCAUGUCUGCCUUUGACCCCUUAAAAAACCAGGAUGAAGUCAACAAGAAUGUCAUUUCUGCUUUCGGCCUGAGCGAGGAACAACCCCCAGCUCCGCCAGCAGCGCCCCCAGAGGAGCGCUCAGGGACCCCAGAUAGCAUCGCUUCCUCCUCGUCUGCAGCCCCUCAGCCAGGAUUGCCUCCCCAAGGGCAGGCUCUCUUUCCUGGAGUACAGCAGGGACCCCCAGCUGGCAUGGAUGGUCAGGCUUACCAACAGUACCAGGCCCCUGGUGGAUACCCUCCACAGCAGCCAGGUGCCCCCCCUCAGCAGCAGUAUGGAAUGCAGUAUCCCGCAGGAUACAGCCCCCAACCAGGAGCGCCUCAACCAGCUCCACCGCAGCCCCAUCAGCAGCAACAGUUCCAGAACUAUGCGCCUCCUUCAUCCCAGGCUCCAGCCCCAGGUCAAGCUCCCCCUGCCCCAGGCUUCCAGGGUGGCCAACAACAGCAGCCUCAUCCUCCUCAGGGAGCCCAGCAGUAUCCACCAGGAGCUUUCCCUCCCCAAAACUAUACCUCUCAGGCGUCGCAGCCUGCCAAUUAUAGCAUGCCACCCACUUCCUCCCAACCCGGGUACCAACAUCGCCCAGGGUACACCCCACCUCCGGGAAGCACCCCACCGCCCGGGGCUGCUAACCCAUAUGCCCGGAACCGCCCCCCUUACGGUCAGGGCUAUGCUCAGCCAGGCCCUGGAUAUCGGUAAAAGGGGCGUGUGAAUGCCGCCCAACCCCCACCCACCCACCAACACACACACACACAAAACGCUUGUGGCUCUUUUGACUGGGGGCGGUCUUACCCUUAUGAAUAACAGAUCCAAAAACAAGCAACCCCCUUUCUGAUGGUUUAGUGUUUGUAUGCUGUCUCUCCAAACAUACCACUGGCCUACUCCUUAUUAUGAUUUUUUCUGUUAUCCUUUCCCUUCUAUUUCCUGUCACAAUCUCUGCCCUCUUGUAUCAUGAUAAUGGCGUUCACAUGGAAGACCAGAAGAGGUUAUUUUGUCGGUUCUUUUCCCUGGUAACACUUCAUUGCCUCACCUGACAUCAUGACUGACAUCUGACACAAUGAAACGUUACCCUGUUUUGUGUUUUUACUAUUUGCGGCACCCAUGGCGAUGGGAACACUAAGUGAAGGUGAACGGGAGGAGGGGUAAUCCCCACAUAAUGGCUUUGCCCACUCUUGUUCUUUCUCUAUUGUAUCACUGGUUUUUACUAAUACAUAAAAAAAAAUCAUCUUCAGGUGAGAUUAGUUGUCCGUGUAUAAAAAUGUAACAUUUUUUUUCUUUAACACAAUAAAUGAUUGAGUCCCA